AUGUCUACAGUACAUUACCAAAAAAGCCGCCGUGUUAUUUUAUGCCGUUGUUGCAAUCUGGCAUUUCGUGAUAAAAAUGAAUUACAAAAACAUUUAAAAGAUCGUAAUAACACAACAAAUGAUGGUACUUCCUCAGAAGAUGUAUUAUUGCCAACAAUAGAAAACCAUCAUCCACCAAAUUCUCCAGAAAAAUACCAAAAUUCACAACAUGAAAAUAAAAAUGGAGAGCAAAUACAAAAAUUAAAUAAUUCAAAAAACAGCAACAAAAUUCAGGUAGUCGAGUCAGGCAAUAGAGCAAACGAAAAUGCUGAGGAUAAUUCAACAAUAACAUCGGCCUACCAACUUUUACAACAACAACAACAACAUUUUAUUUUAGCAAAUUUAUGGAGCAACAUUUUUAGCCGCCAACAAACAGAACAAAAUACACAAGAAAACACUACAAUAAAUGUUGAUAAUUGCAACAAUGAAAAUGGAAUGUUCUCAUCUCAACAUGGUCAUGCAGUAUCUUCAACAAAAACAAAUGAAAGUGUUAAUAUUUUUAAUUGUCUAAAUUCCUCCUGUUCAACUUCCUCAAAUCAUUGUUCAUCAUCUUCUUCCUCUUCCUCCUCUGUAAUUGUUCAAACAACAAAAAUAGCAACAAACAAAACCUCAACCUUAACCUCUCCCUCUAUAAUUAAUUCUUCUUCCCCAACAGAUUCGGAAAACGAUUUAAUUUUAACCACAAAUACACAUUCGAUUAUAAACACUAAUCAUCGCCCAGAACAAACUUCGAAAGAACAACCAUGUGUGCAAUGUGCUCUGUUAAAACCAAAGUUGCUAGCAGUCAACGAACGCUCUUCCUAUUUGGAGGCGUGCAACACAACAUUUCAGGUAAAGAAAAGUAUUUUAGAAAACAAUAAUAAAUGA
Molecule: messenger RNA, 906 nt
Organism: Meloidogyne enterolobii
Lineage: Eukaryota; Metazoa; Nematoda; Chromadorea; Rhabditida; Meloidogynidae
Source: the annotation of a GenBank genome assembly